Messenger RNA from Drosophila takahashii, 1146 nucleotides. It is a transcript of the gene Ufd1, whose product is annotated as ubiquitin fusion-degradation 1-like. NCBI's taxonomy places the organism in Eukaryota, Metazoa, Arthropoda, Insecta, Diptera, Drosophilidae. The record is from RefSeq and is a predicted model, not a curated record. Gene Ontology annotation, cellular component: VCP-NPL4-UFD1 AAA ATPase complex. Gene Ontology annotation, molecular function: polyubiquitin modification-dependent protein binding.
GGAUUUCACUCACCUGGCCACUCUGCAGCCGUGACAUUACAGAAAAAAAAACAAAACAAAAUUAACGCCUCCCCCGAAAAGAGGGGAAUUCAAGGCAGUAGAACCGUGCAAAACAGAAUGUUCCACUUCAGCGGCUUCAACAUGAUGUUCCCGGAGGGACGCAGCUUCCACGCCACCUACAAGUGCUUCUCCGUCUCCAUGCUGCCCGGAAACGAGCGAUCCGACGUGGAAAAGGGUGGAAAAAUUAUCAUGCCUCCAUCCGCCCUGGACACACUAACCCGUCUGAAUGUGGAAUACCCGAUGCUCUUCAAGCUGACCAACGGCAAGAAAUCCCGAUCCUCGCACGCCGGCGUCCUGGAAUUCGUCGCCGACGAGGGCAAAUGCUAUUUGCCCUACUGGAUGAUGGACAACCUGCUGCUGGAGGAGGGCGACAUCCUGAACAUCGAGAGCGUCUCCCUGCCGGUGGCCACGUUCUCCAAAUUCCAGCCGCACAGCACCGACUUCCUGGACAUCACCAAUCCCAAGGCGGUGCUGGAGAAUGCGCUGCGCAACUUCGCGUGCCUCACCAAGGGCGAUGUGAUAGCCAUCAAGUACAACAAGAAGGUCUACGAGCUGUGCGUUCUCGAAACGAAACCGGGCAAUGCGGUUAGCAUCAUUGAGUGCGACAUGAAUGUGGAAUUUGAGGCCCCUGUGGGCUACAAGGAUCACUCGGAGACGCAGACUUCCGGUUCGGGACAGCAGGGUGCGGCAGGAAUAACGGGCAACGAGGUCGCCGGUGGAGCCAAUGCCAUACUCGAGGAGGUCGUCGAGACCUUCAAGGGCUCCGGUGUGCGUUUGGAUGGCAAAAAGAAGAAGGAAAGCCAACUGGAGACGCCGGUGGUCAAGAAGGUCCUCGCACGCGGCGUCCCUGACUACGAUUUCCAAUUUGGCCUCAUCCGCUUCGACCGCAACAUUCGGCCCAUCAGCGAUCGGGGCAACGAGGACGGCGGCGCAGCUGGCGGGGCGGAGGGUUCCGAGGCGGAGAGCUUCCACGGCACCGGCUUCUCGAUGAAGAAAACCCGAAAAUAGCUCUAGUUCUAGUUGUAUAUAUUGUGUGACACACGUAUAGAAAUUAAAGCCAGCUCCUCCUCACAGGGGCAGCGUCAA